Messenger RNA from Rotaria socialis, 2040 nucleotides. Lineage: Eukaryota; Metazoa; Rotifera; Eurotatoria; Philodinida; Philodinidae. The record is from the annotation of a GenBank genome assembly.
AUGAGCUCACCAGCUCAUGCUAUAUACUCAUCCACACUUAGCUUAAGUUUACAAGGACAUGAAUUUCAACCUCAAUAUGGUUUUCAAUUGAUUUUUAAUAAUACAGCUCAAAGUCUAUUAUUGUGCGCCGCUGCAUGUACUCAAAAUCCACCAUGCCGGACUUUUGAUUAUGAUUCAAGUUCACACCGUUGUCGACUGUUCGAAGCGGAUCUUACCAAUGGAGCAAUCAUUGCUGUGGCUUCUCAAACGUCUAUUGUUGGCAGUGUGAUACUUUCAGCAUCAUUAUAUGCAUCGAUGUACAAUCAAUCUUGUUCAGCUUGUCAAGAAAAUCGAUAUCAGACUUGUUCAUCGACUACGAGCACGUGCCAAUGUCCAGGGAAUAGUUAUUGGAAUGGCAGCAUGUGUCCAUUACAAUUAUUUGCAAAUGCAACUUGUAGUCAAAUUGAUGCUUGUCGAAGUGAUCUUAAUCUUAGUUGUAUCAUAAAUUCUUAUGGUGAAUUCACUCAAUGUUUAACAGAUCUGUCAACAUUUGAAAAAGUGAUGAAUCCUGCGAAUAUUGUAGAUUGUUUGUGUGAUUUGGUGAAAAACAAUCUUAGUUUACAUUCAACAUCGGAUAUCUCAUCAAAAGAACGUGAAAUUGCUCAGCAUUUGUGUGAAACAAUUGUAACAUUUAAUAAAUGUAAAAGAGUUGAAUACGAAGAGGAGACGACAUUAGAUCUUUAUGAAAUGUCAAAUGAUUACGAAAGUGAGGUCGAUGAUACCACUUCUCAUGAUGAUGAUAGUUCUGAAGCUGAUGAUGAAUUGGAAUCAGAGGAAAAAGAACGAGAAGGUUGUAAUGUAAAGGGCUAUUCUUUGGAAUAUAUGAAAGAAGUUGUUGCUUAUGCUGAUGCUAAAGAUUCAUCGGGUAAACGAAGGAGAUCAUGGAAGACAGUGCAUCAUAAAUACAAAAAAGUUCCAGAUCAAGCAUACAUAAGUCGAUUCCGUAAUUAUAUUGAACAACAGGGUACGAAACGACAAAAAACACAAAAUUUAGAUGAUAUGGUGUUCAAAAUAUUUGUAGGGGCAAGAGAAAAGAGUCUUAUGGUUCAUGAUAUUGAUAUUAAAAGAUGGGGUUUGAAAGCAGCAAAAGAAAUUAAAUUAGAUGAAUUUAGUGCAUCAGACAGAUGGCUAAGAAAUUUCAAAGGUAGACACGGAAUAGUUUCUCGUCGGAUUCUGAAUACCGAUCAAGUUGGCAUUGAAAAAGAAGCACAUUCAACCAGAACAUUAUCGUUUGGGGGAGAGAAAAAGACUUUCGGCACGGUGGCCUCAAAAAAUGCAAGUACUCACUCAUAUACAGUACAACCAACGAUUUCCCUUGAUGGAAAACAGGUAGGUCCUAUUUUAUUAUGUUUACAGGAGCCGAAAGGUAAGCUAGGAGAAGGUGUUAAAAAUAAGUUGUUUAAACCUUCUAACGUUGUAAUUACAUGUUCAGCAUCAGGCAAAUUGACAUCAUCUUUAGUUGCCUAUUGGCGUGAUAAUUGUCUCUUACCUUCUAUUGGAGGUAAAUGUCUUUUGCUUUCCGACAGUUGGUCUGCUCAGAAUGAUAUGUCAUUGUAUGAUAAAGCCAAUUGUCAAAAUAAACAUAUAACACGAAUUCAAACUCCACAGAAAACAACAAGUGAUUUACAGCCAUUGGACGUGUAUUAUAACAGACAGAUGAAAAAUUUUAUUAAAAGAAUUUAUAAUAGAGUUGCUUUGGAUGAAAUACCAAUACAUAUGUAUGAAAGAAAUAAUAUAAUAAAGAUUGUAUCAUUAGUUCAUAAUCAGCUUUCAGCACCAAUCUUCCGUCAAAUGAUACGUUAUUCUUGGUAUGCAAGUGGACUGUCAAAAACAGAUCCAACUCCUUUUUUCAAUAUCAAUGAAGUAUGUUUUCCACCAAUUACAUCACAUGAAGAGUGUUCAGUAGAUAACUGUGACGAUGCUGUUUUAAUUACUUGUGCAUUUUGUUCCGAGAAAUUUUGUUUCCAUGACUUUUUUGUCAACUACCAUUUUCAUGAUUAA